AGGAGGGACCGAGUGGCAGGGACAAGGGAGGGAGAAACUGAGAGGGGGAUGGACUGAGAGUGAGCAAGGGGAGGGAGUAUCAGGAACGGGGAAAGUAAAUGAGAGGGAGAAGGAAAGAGGGAAACUGAGAGAGUCAGGAGAAGACAAGAGAGCACAAAAAAAAGAAAGGAGGACAGCUCAGCAAAUCAGCCCAGUAGCAUUCCUCUCACAGCUGCAGUGAUCCAGGCUGGGAGGGGAAGUUUAGCUCACCAGGAGAAAAAAAUAUAUAAGAAAUUGCUUUUUUUUUUUUUUUUUUUUUUUUUUCUUACAUUUUUUCUUCUCUGGGUGAAGAAAUCAGAAAGACUCCCUGGAGAGGAAAGGGAACAAGAAGAAAGAGGAAUCAGAGAGCUUCUGCAGCCUCCGAGUGUCCUGCAGGGGAAGAUGGAUUCAGACUCCGGAGAGCAGAGUGACGGAGAGCUCUCUCCAGGACAGGAGAGCUUUAACUCUCGAUCCCUGGCCCUGCAGGCCCAGAAGAAGAUCCUAAGCAAAAUGGCAACCAUGGUGGUGGCCAACAUGUUGACAGAUGACACCAGUAGCGAGAUCUUGGACGAGCUCUACAAGACGAGCCGGGAGUUCACUAAAAGCAAGAAGGAGGCCCACAAGAUCAUCAAGGACGUCAUCAAGAUCGCCCUGAAGAUCGGCAUCUUGUACCGCAACCACCAGUUCAGCCCAGACGAGCUGGACACAGUGGAGCGCUUCAAGAAGAAGAUGAACCAGGCGGCCAUGACGGCGGUGUCGUUCUACGAGGUGGAGUACACCUUCGACAGGAAUAUUCUGUCAGAGCUCCUGCUGGAGUGCAGGGACCUGCUUCACACCCUGGUCGAGCAGCACCUGACCGCACGCUCACAUGCGCGCAUCGAUCACGUUUUCAACCAUUUCGCCCACGGGGAGUUCCUGGCCGACCUCUACGGGGACGGAGAGGAGUACAGACUCUCUCUGAGGAAGAUCUGCAAUGGCAUCAACAAACUGCUGGACGAGGGAACGCUUUAACCUCUCAUACCUGACAUCUUUCACCUCUAGCUCUUUCUCCUCUUGCUGGUCUCUUCUGCCUUCUAUUUCCUUUUCACUCGCUCACCUCUGACCGCUCACAUGCUCUUCCUUCUUUUUUGCUCUUGCAUCUUCCUGUUUCUUCUUCAUCGGUUUCCAUGAAGUUAGUUGUAACAUCCUGCUGCCGUGGUUCGCUGAGGGAAGUUUUCUAGACUGUCUUUCCACUCAAUGGAUCAGUGCUGCACACUGGGACAGCCUAUCACAUUGUAUGCAUUAGAGAAAUUCCACGUCAUCCCCUUUGUGUGCACAAGUGUACUGUACCAAUGGCCAAAAAACAUACAUUAGGUAUAUUUGGAUAUGGAAGAUAAUCAGUGGUAGUAAUCAGUCUCUUUCUUUGUUUGUUUGUGUGUGUGCGUGUGUGUGUGCACAUGUGUUUGUAUGGGAUUUGCUUGAAUAAUGUGUUUGUAUAUAAGACCAACUAUGACAUGGUGUGCGUAAAAUAUAUCUGUGUCAAUCUUCUCUACAAGGGUGUAACACUUGUCUUUUAUUAAAGAUUUCUUGUAAACAUUAUUUUGCGGUUCUUCUGACAACAACACCUCCAUGUGAACUAGGAAUGGAUCGGUAUAUUUCUUCUUGUUGGCAAUCAUUAUUAUAAUUUUCUCUCAAGACUCAUUUCUUAGACAGCAUGUGAAAUAAAACAAUGAUUUGCAUUCCGAUCAAAAGAAAGAUUUUACUGCCUAUUUUUUGAGGGGAAACAGCCACCGUGACAGAAAAUGCACGGACGGAUUGGAUCUGGAAAAUAAGUCACAAAUGGUGCGUUAAGCUACUACUUUCCUGUCCAUUUGACCCACACACACACCAUAAAUCUGCCAGCACUCAUUUUAAAAUGCGCAGGAAAAUCAGCAAUUUGUCAUUUCUGGUUCAUUAGAUGCCCUCCGGUCUAUUCUGCUCUCCACUCCAGGAAAACAUUACUUGUGGCUUGGUGUGGAUCCAGCUGAAUUACAUUGACUGCGAGUUAAGAAGUCCAGUCCAGUUUACGCCCCUGUCUCCUUGUAGAAACAAAAGAAAAAAGACCAUCCACCUGUUGGACCUUACAUACUCGCUGUUAGGCAAACACAGAUGCAUGAACCAUGAAGUCAGUUAUGUAUUUAUAUUCCAUUGAACAUUAAGAGAAGGAUGAAGAUUUAUGAAAUCAUACACCUCCAACCAUUCAUCCAUUUUCCAUAACCGCUUAUCAGGGUCACGGGGAGCUGGAGCCAAUCCCAGCUGACAUUGAACAAGAGGCAAGUACACGCCGGACAAGUCGGCAGUUCAUCAGAAGGCUGACACAUAGACGAAUUCACACCUAGGGGCAUUUUCGAGUCACCAGUUAAUCUGCAUGUCGUGGGAGAAAGGCAGAGUAUCCAGAGAUAACCUACGCAGACAGAAGCUCAUUUAUAAAGAUGGUUUAGCACCCAGUCAGUCAUGUAUAUAGUUAUGUUAUGUGUCAUUAUAUUAGGUCAGCAGCGUAUACCAUAAACUAAAAUUUUAUGUGCAUAUAAGGUCCUUUCAUUGAAUGUAUUAUUCUUAAGGGAAAAGUUUUAGGAAAUAUGUUUAUUCACUGUCCUCCUGAAAUUGAAAUGAGUACAUCAAUUCUGUGACGUAAAUAUAAAGCUAGAGCCAGCAGGCUUAUCUUAGCAUAAAGAUGUGAAACAGCUGUAAAGAAUUAGCCUGGGUCCCAUCCAAAGGUCAAAAAAUUCUCCCUACCAGUCCCUCUAAAGCUCACUCAUAAACACGUUUGUUGUGUUCUCCUGGCUAGAGCUUCAUAUAACAGUGGUAUCUUCUUGUCUGACUAUCAAUGGAAAUAAAACAAAAAUGUUGAUGCAUCAUUGAACAUAA
This is a messenger RNA of Larimichthys crocea (large yellow croaker), 2904 nucleotides long. RefSeq names its product tumor necrosis factor, alpha-induced protein 8-like 3 (gene tnfaip8l3). The record is from RefSeq and is a predicted model, not a curated record. The transcript has 2 exons. Lineage: Eukaryota; Metazoa; Chordata; Actinopteri; Sciaenidae. Gene Ontology annotation, biological process: regulation of apoptotic process. The coding region runs from base 421 to 1029 and encodes 202 amino acids. Gene Ontology annotation, cellular component: cytoplasm.